AUGUCUACACCAGAAAUGAGAAGAAUGCAUGUCAGUAGUGGAAGAGAAUCAAGUCCAGUGAUAAAAUCAGAAAUAGAACCAGUGGAUCACGUUUCGAAGACUAUUGCCCACAGAUUCUGCGCUAUUCUGCCCAAAUCCGUUUAUCUGUUCUGCACUAUUUUACCCAAAUCUGUUUAUGUCCAACAUGACUCGUCAUCAAAUCAGCGUCAACAAGCUAGACGAUCGACAUUUGGUCAGGAGAUCGGGCCAAGUAGUAUAGUGGUUAGUACUCCACGUUGUGGCCGUGGCGACGCAGAGCCGCUGAAUUGUCAUACACUUCAGAAUCCGCGUCGUGGCACUGGGGAAACACGUUGGCUGAUGAAUACUUCGCCAACAUCAGCACAGCAGGAGGAAACCUCUGCAGCUUCCCCAGUGAACUUCCACUGCGCUAAAAUGUCGAUAUUGUGGUGCGGAGUAUUUCUUGUCAGCUAUGAUUUCUACAUAAAACAGUGCAAAGUAUCUGGGAUAUGGUCGCAUACAAGAAUACGAAAGGCGUGGUCAAAAGGACGACACUGA
Molecule: messenger RNA, 555 nt
Organism: Enterobius vermicularis (human pinworm)
Lineage: Eukaryota; Metazoa; Nematoda; Chromadorea; Rhabditida; Oxyuridae
Source: the annotation of a GenBank genome assembly